This is a messenger RNA of Moneuplotes crassus, 511 nucleotides long. The record is from the annotation of a GenBank genome assembly. Lineage: Eukaryota; Ciliophora; Spirotrichea; Euplotida; Euplotidae.
CAUAUACAUUCUCUCAUGCUGAUUACAAUCAUUUGUUCGGAAACAUGGUAUUUUUAUUACUCUUGUCUCCAACACUUGAGAGACACCAUGGCUCCAAGAAAUAUGGAAUCGUAAUCUGUCUUUUAGUUCUAGUUCAAGGUUUAGUAUUCUGCUUGUUGACUUACAUCAUGACUUUUUUGCCUGCUUAUGGAGGAAGUGACUACUACUAUUCCUAUUGUGUAAUAGGUUUUUCAGGAAUAAAUUAUGCUUUUAUCUUAUUUUGGUCCUAUGUUGGCAAGAGUAAUCAUUAUUUCUGGAAAUACUGUAGACUCCUCAUCGUAGCUGCCAUUUGGAUUCACUGUAUAAUGGACAAUCUUGAGGGCGGGAAUAUAAGUGUGCUAGGCCACUUUGGAGGAGCUCUAAGCGCCAUGAUCAUUAGAGUCCUCUUCUUCACAAGUGACGAGAGGCUGUUUGGCAGUGGUAGGAUGAAUUUUUGGACAUAUAUCUCGAGAUAAAGAAGAGGAAUAAUGGU